This is a messenger RNA of Hibiscus syriacus, 675 nucleotides long. Its product is annotated as RING-H2 finger protein ATL65-like. The record is from RefSeq and is a predicted model, not a curated record. The coding region runs from base 1 to 675 and encodes 224 amino acids. Gene Ontology annotation, biological process: protein ubiquitination. Gene Ontology annotation, molecular function: transferase activity. The transcript has 2 exons. NCBI's taxonomy places the organism in Eukaryota, Viridiplantae, Streptophyta, Magnoliopsida, Malvales, Malvaceae.
AUGGUGGUGGUGGUCGCCGCAGCAUUUCUGAUCGUUAUGUAUUCGCGUCUGAUCUCAAGACGGCUCGUUCCUCUAAUUCUCCGUCUACUCAACUUCUUCUGUCGCCGUCGCCGUCGUCGGCAACGUUACUUAGCAUCCACGACGACCGACCUUGACUCUCUUCCGCCUUCUGAUCCGUUCGAUCCCCCUCUUUUCCCUUACGGCCUCGAUGACUCUGCCAUAAAAACGCUGCCUCGUGCCCUCUACACUUUGAAAACCAGACCCAACAACAGCCCCAAAGACUGCGCCGUGUGUCUGUUGGAGUUGGAAGACAAUGAAUAUGUCCGAACACUCCCCGUUUGCUCGCAUGCGUUCCGCGUGGAUUGCAUUGACGUUUGGUUGAAAUCACACGCUAAUUGCCCACUGUGUAGAGCUGGAAUUUUUGCUAAGGAAUCUCCUUUCACUCCGUUAAUGGCGGCCAGAAUCCGUCCGAGCAUCGACGAUCCCAUUUUCCUCGACAACACUCUGGAAUCCCUGACUGAAACUCCUCUCCAAUCUUUUCCAAACAACACCAUAACGGAUAUAACGGAAGAGCCGUCACCGAGAAGAACGAACGGGAUUAAUAAUUGCGAGGAAAUAUUUAGAGAGGUGGGAACGGGUUUUGGAGCAAAAGGGCAUCUCCGUUUGGUUCAUUAA